UGCAUUGUGGAUGCACCCACCCCGUGACUCCAGGGCCACGUGGGAAGGCUUCCUGUGCUGUCUAAUCCCGAAAUUGACAUGGAAGGAGGAGGACAAGGGUCUUGGAGUGAAAAUAUAUUGGAUUAUUUUCUGAAUAUCAAACAGAUUAAAACAAGAGAUGGGGCUGAAAUCAUCUGGUAUCACCGUGCAAAUAAUAAGUUACAAAUGAGAGAGGCAAUAAAGAGUAAUGCCCACAUGAUAGAAGCAGAUGUCCUUCUUGGUAAAAAGGGCGGUGAACCAAUUAUGGCUCACCCACCGGAAACAAGCAGUGAUAAUACACUCAAGGAAUGGCUAACUGAAAUACAAACCACUAACAAAGGCGUCAAGCUUGAUUUUAAAAGCCUAGAGGCCGUGAAUCCCUCUAUGAAGAUUCUUGAAGACACGAAACUCAAACAGCCAGUCUGGAUUAAUGCAGACAUUCUCCCUGGACCAAAUGGAAGUAAUUGUGUAGUAGAUGCAAAGGGAUUUCUUGAUACAGUGACAUCAUUUUUUCCAGAUGUAACAUUGUCUUUAGGGUGGACAACUGGAUGGACAGCUUUAAAAUGCAGUAACGGCUAUAGUUCUGCAAUGGUGCAGGAAAUGGCAGCAAUAUGUUCAGAUCUUACUCAGCCGAUAACAUUUCCUGUAAGAGCAGUUUUUGUCCGCCAGUCCAUAUCUGAACUGCAAUGGUUAUUGCAGCAAUCGAACAGAUACACCCUCACCAUUUGGACCGGAAAACAUGAUAAUUAUUCUGUACAAGAUCUGCUUGUCAUCAGAGAGAGUUUUGAUAAAAGUAGAGUUUUUUAUGAUAUCUCAGGAUCACAAGAUUUGGAAUUCAGAAAGGCCAUUGGACUGUAAAUUACAACAGAUUAUUUUUUUCCCCGGCUUUGGCCUGGAUCCUAGGGCCAGAUUCUUGUUGUAUUAUAGUAGUGUAGAUAAUGGUGGUAGGAGGAAAUAGGCUGCAGCCACAAUGGGCUUAAAUAAAGGAUGACAUUGGGGGAAAAUCAGCUAUUUGGACCCAGCAAAUAACACCUGUCUUCCCUCACCAUUGCUAUAUGGCCCUAGCAAAACUAAAGUAAAACCCCACCAGUGUUCACAUUUGGGCAUAUUGAGUAUCUGUGCCAAGUUUGAUCUAGAUCUAUCAUUGUUUGAGUCAACAAUGCUAUCUAAAUGUAGGUGAACUGCAACUCUUAAACACAAGGUCAACGCCCAACAAACACUUCCAGUAUUUUCUAUUGGCCAUGGGAGUUCUGUGUGCCAAGUUUGGUUCAAUUCCAUCAUCUCUUUGAUUGUAGGCAAGCUAUAAAUCCCAGCAACUCCAACUCCCAAAUGACAAAAUCACCCACCCCCC
Anolis sagrei ordinatus is the source of this 1369-nucleotide messenger RNA. RefSeq names its product family with sequence similarity 151 member B (gene FAM151B). Lineage: Eukaryota; Metazoa; Chordata; Lepidosauria; Squamata; Anolidae. The record is from RefSeq and is a predicted model, not a curated record.